AUGAGGGGGUUAGUAUUAUUGGGGGCGCUGUGCUUCGUGGCCUUAUGUGCCGCAUACGAAGCCGAAUCUGAGGACCUUGCCGUCGCAGCCAGCGGCAAGAUUCACCACCACGAGCAUGGUGGUGGACACCAUCACCAUGAACAUCACCAUCAUGAGCACGGCAGCAAGGGCGAUAAAGGACACAAAGGUCAUCAUCAUCACCAUAAGGGUGACCACGGCCAUCACGGUAAACACCAUCACGAGGGACAUCACCACGAGCACGGUGGCGGUCACAAGAAACAUUGGGACGAGCAUGACCACCAUGGCGAGCACCACGAACAUGGUCAUCAUCACAAGGGAGGCAAACAUGGCCAUCAUGAACAUCACGACAAAGGCGAACACACUGACGGCUACCACAAGAAAUACCACAAGGACCACUUCCACAAGGAUCAUCACUUCCAUGACGGACAUCAUGAUGAAGGCAAGCACCACAAACAUGGACAUCAUCAUGGACACCACGAGGAGCACGGCGGACACCACAAGAAAGGAGGUCAUCAUCAUUCCGGCCAUCAUGAGGGACAUCACGGCAAGCAUGGCCACCACGACAAACACCACUACGAUGAGGACCAUCACGGCCACAAAGGGCACCACGGACACGAAGAGCACCACCACCACCACGGGGAUCACGGCAAGAAGGGCGGCCACGAAGACCACAAGGACUGGGGAUUCCAUCAUGGCAAACACUAA
Molecule: messenger RNA, 726 nt
Organism: Achroia grisella
Lineage: Eukaryota; Metazoa; Arthropoda; Insecta; Lepidoptera; Pyralidae
Product: histidine-rich glycoprotein-like
Exons: 1
Coding region: 1-726 (241 amino acids)
Source: RefSeq, a predicted model, not a curated record